Miscanthus lutarioriparius is the source of this 321-nucleotide messenger RNA. Lineage: Eukaryota; Viridiplantae; Streptophyta; Magnoliopsida; Poales; Poaceae. The record is from the annotation of a GenBank genome assembly.
AUGGCGGCUUGGAUGCCGAACCUGUUCGUGAACCCGGCGGACCCGAUCAGCGCCGAGGACGUGGGGUACUUCGACCACCGCAGGAAGAUGGAGGCCAUCGGGGCCGUCGCCGUGGGGAGGCUGGCGACGAGGAACUCGGUGAAGGACCUGCUGCUGGGCAUUGGGAAGGGUGGAAGCGGCUGCGAGCCGCUGCACCUGUUCCCGUCUGCCGUGCUGACGGUGAACCGCGGGCCGUCGCCGGACUUCAAGACGGCGCACGGGAUCCACCAGUGGUGGCGGCCCGACCUGUCACUGGAGUGCACCGCGCAUUACUACACUUGA